GCGACUUUGAACCUCGUCUUUAUUAGUGUUUUCCACACGCCUUCACCACUGCUUUAUAAAUACUCCUCUCUAGCCGACUUUCUCAUUCAACAAAAAACAAUUCUUCCAAGCCUUCUAUUUUUUUCAUCUCUCCCUCUCAACUAAUUCUUUAAAACAUUUUUCAAUUCAUCACAAUUACUCUAAUUCUUACAGAAAAUGGUCGAUCUUGAUUGGAAAUCAACAAAAAUGGUAUCAUCAGCAAACAAAUCACCGAAGAUCUCAGCAAAUACUAAAUCGGUUCAGUUCUCUGUUCCACCACCUAUUCGAAUUAGCGAUAUAUCACCGGCUUCGUCUUCUUCGUGCUCCGCUUACGAGCAGUACAUUCGAUAUUCCGAACUUUCUAAACUCCAGACCUGUAAAGAUUUCCCAAACUGGAAAAACGAAUCGAUUCUUAAACCAGCUCUGCAAGGAUUAGAAAUCAGUUUCAGGUUUAUAUCUAUCGUUCUCUCCGAUCCAAGACCUUACGCGAAUCAUCGUGAGUGGAAAAGGAGACUUGAAUCAUUAACAACUCACCAGAUUGAACUCAUCGCCAUCCUCUGCGAAGACGGAGAAAAUGAUUCUGAAUCACGAGGUACUGCUCCGAUUGUUGAUCUCAGUACAUCUAAUGGGAUGUUGGCAAGAGAUGGAAGUAUGGCUGAGGUUUGGAAAUUACCUGGUGAAAGUGAAACUCAUGUUGUGAACAAAACAAGCGAAGCGAGUUUGUUGCCUCGGUUAGCUACAUGGAAGAAAUCUGAAGAUAUUGCGUCCAAGAUUAUGUUUUCGAUUGAAUGCGAAAUGAGGAGGUGUUCAUUCACAUUAGGUUUAGGGGAACCUAACCUUUCAGGUAAACCAAAUUUGAAUUACGAUCGCAUCUGCAAACCCUCUGAACUACAUUCUUUAAAAACCAGCAGUUUCGAGCAGUCGAAGCUUAAUAACUAUGAGAAUCAGACACUUGUGACGAUUCAUCAGAUUUUGGAAUCAUGGAUACAAGCAUCGAAAGGAAUUCUUAAGCGUAUCGGAGCUAGAAUCGAAGAUCAAGAUUAUGAUCAAGCUUCCAGUGAUUGCUGGUUAUUAGAACGGAUAUGGAAAUUAUUAGCCGAUAUCGAAGAUCUUCAUGUGUUGAUGGAUCCUGAUGAUUUUUUAAGAUUGAAGAAUCAGUUGUCGAUCAAAGCGAGUUCGGAAUCGGAAGCGUUCUGUUUCAGAUCGAAAGGAUUGAUUGAUAUUACUAAACUAUCGAAAGAUUUGAAACAUAAAGUUCCGGCGAUUUUGGGCGUUGAAGUUGAUCCAAAAGGAGGACCGAGAAUUCAAGAAGCGGUGAUGAAAUUGUAUCAUAGCCAUAAGAAAAGUGAUUCCGGUAAAAUUCAUUUACUUCAAGCUUUACAAGCGAUUGAAUCGGGGUUGAAACGGUUCUUCUUUUCGUACCGGCAGUUGAUUAUGACCGUUAUGGGGAGUUUAGAAGCGAGAGGAAACCGCUGUCUUAAUUUGACUGAAUCGGCUGAUUCACUCUCUCAGAUUUUCUUAGAACCUACUUAUUUCCCGAGUUUGGAUGCGGCCAAAACCUUUCUGGGUGAUUUCUGGCAGUAUGAACAUGGAGUCAUGAGAACAACUCGGCCUUGAGCGAUUCAUUUGAUUGAAUGUUGGAAUGGGUUCCAACAGCAAGAAGAAGAAAAAGAAAAAACAUCCUAUAAAUAUUUGUUAAACCUUGAUUAUUUAUAAUUUUGUUCCUGAGUUUGCUGUAACAUCUAAAAUAUUAGAUUAGAUAGAAACACAUUGAUAUUUGAUUUUGUUGUUGUAUAAUUAAUUAGUUAAAUGAUAAACAUUGUUAUUCAAAUUAA
Papaver somniferum (opium poppy) is the source of this 1853-nucleotide messenger RNA. Its product is annotated as nematode resistance protein-like HSPRO2. Bases 196 to 1635 code for a protein of 479 amino acids. The record is from RefSeq and is a predicted model, not a curated record. The transcript has a single exon. Gene Ontology annotation, molecular function: metal ion binding; heme binding. NCBI's taxonomy places the organism in Eukaryota, Viridiplantae, Streptophyta, Magnoliopsida, Ranunculales, Papaveraceae. Gene Ontology annotation, biological process: defense response.